Molecule: messenger RNA, 662 nt
Organism: Varroa destructor (honeybee mite)
Lineage: Eukaryota; Metazoa; Arthropoda; Arachnida; Mesostigmata; Varroidae
Source: RefSeq, a predicted model, not a curated record
GGAACGGCCGACGAUUAGUCGACGAUCGGAUACAAAGAGAACGGAUUGCCAGCUCCCGUCACCAGACCUUUACGGCCCGUUAUUGAACGACAUCGUGUGUCCGACCGCUUUGCUUUUGUCGUAGCCAGCACAACAACGGCAACAACAAGAAACAACCGUCAAUAUGUCGUGUGAAGCUGUCUGCGCCUUCGAGAAGCUUGCCAAGCUUGGAACUGAGAUCAUGAAGGAAACCGCGAAGGAGCUUGGUCUGAGCGAGGCUUCCACCGAGAAGAUCGCCGAGUACUACAAGAAAAUCUAUGAGGCGAUGAAAGAAAAGGGUGAAUAUACCACGGACAAGACCGAAGAGGAAAAGAAGAAGUUUAUAGAGGAGUCGACUGCGGCCAUCCAGGCUGAGGUCGAUGAGGCCGAUAAGGAGCUCGUCGCCAAGGUCAUCGCCGCGUCCUAUGAGAAGAUCCAAAAGAAGAAGGCCGAGUUGGCUGCCGCUGACGAGUAAAAUUAGUCUUUUUCGAUAGCUAAAACAUAAGUAAUUAUAGAUUAAGAACGAUAUAAACAUAAAAAAAAAAAAAAAAAAAAGCGAAUAGUGGAGAACAAAGCUAACAACAACGAUGAUAGAAAUACGGAGAAGCAAUACCAAACCAACAAGUUAAGUAAGUUAAUAAAAA